AAAGAAAAUAACAAAGAGCAAGUUUAACACGAGCCACAUUAAAGUUAAGCUUGGUCUUAACUAAUCCUGUCGUGCCUUCGCCUAAUACAGAUACAGUGUUUAGGAGAACCAUUAACGUAGUUGGCAAUAACAGGGACAUUUCUCACUUUAGGUCCUGUCGCAGCUGCGCUACGUUCGCGCUGCAUACUUAAUGACAGCUAACCUGACUAAGUAGCUUACUUUAGAAGUGAAUCCACAUCAUGCUGUGUAACAAUCUGUUCUGAUGUAGGGAAUCCACUCACUGAAUAUUGCUGUGUCCUUUGCUUCAGAGGUACAUGCUCCAUGUGUUUUGAGCUGCAGGUUUGGAAUAAGUAGAUAGAAGAAAAUGGACGAAAUCACACAAGAAGAUAUUGGGCCACAAACAGAGAGAGAGCUUACGUCACCAUCCUCCUCAAAACCAAAGACAGUUUGUACAGUGACAAACAACCACAGUGAGAAAAGCAGGUUUGACUUUCCAGAGCUUUUGACAUUUCAGAAAACCAGUAGCUUGCCACCAUCAAAGAGCACCCCUCAGAACCAUAUGGUCAAAAUAUACACAACAGAAAAUUGGGAUAUUCAAGAUGAAAAACCUUGUGAGCAACUGCAAGACACUAAAUUAAUUGCCAUGCCUACUGUUAAGGUGACUACUUCACACACUGAUUAUACACAUGCAAGAUUGUCUGAAGUCUGUUAUACUGCUGAGAGACACUUCCUACAUGUAGAGAAAGAUGAGCAGUAUCCGUUCACUAAAAGUGACAAGCUCAGCUUAUACCGCCUUGAUGAUGCAGGUGGGGCAUUAGCAGACUCUCACAUGUCAACAGAUACUAGCACUGACAUGUCCUGUAAUCCUGAUUGCAAACGGCUAGGGAAAUCACUUGUAGACGAGGACCCUGGUGAUUACUGCCUUCACGCUGGAAAUGACCAAGAUGGGAGACAGGUGCAGCACUAUAUCAGUCAAAUCCAAGCAUUCACCAUUAGUUCAUGUGAUGAGGAGGUCACAUGUCAGUCUGAUCACACUUAUGUAAAUGCACCAGUUGAUGCAGAUUUCUGCAAAGUGUGGAUCCAGUUUGCUGAAUUUGAAGCAAGUAAUCAGAAGAGGGAAGAGCACAACUGUGAUAAGAAUAACCUUUUCAGAAAGGAAGAGAAGGAGUGGAACAGUCCUACAUCUUCCAGUGCUUAUGUAGACUUGAAACCAUUCUACACAAACCCUGAAGAGAACAGUUCUGGGAGCUUGACAGAAGACGGAAAAAAUGAGGAAACAAUAUUAGAAUUGCAGCAUUUUGCAAAUGAAAACGCUGCCAUAAGUGAUGCGGAAACAAAAGGGCAAGUUAAUGAGAAUGGCAUGAGCAGAAACUUUGUCCCCUUUGUUGCUGAAUGUGUUGAGGGAUCAUUUGUUAGUUAUGAUGUGGUCUUAGCAAGAAAUAUUUCAGUUGAGAAUGGGAGCCUUGAAACUGAUGACUUCUGUGAGGCAUUGGGAGAGCAUGCUGCUGGCAAAAUGAUAGCCAAAGCUUGGAUUGAAAUGGCUGAUCACACAACAGAGACUCCAAUGUCUGCAAGAAUCGGUGAAGCACCUGCUGAAGGAGAUAAUGAUGCAUUGCCUUUCAAUGUUAUUGACCCUGCAAUGUGGAGUGAAACUGAAAGGGAGGCUGAAGAGAAAAGCUGUAACCCAGAGAGUACUGCAGGUGUAGAAUUAUCUCCAUCAGUGCAAGUCUGUGAGAUGGAAAUGUCUCUUCCACUUUGUUCUGCUGUCAGGCCAUCACAGGAGGUUUCAGCUCCCAGUUCAACCAGGCAGUUUAAUCACCAAAGCAGAAUGCAGCAGGGGAAAGAAGAAAAAGAGGACUUAUGUCAGCCAUACACAGAACCACAGACUUGUUCCAUCACCACCAAUGAAACACAUGACAUGAUUGGCAGUAAAGGUGGCAGUCACUGGAAAUCCUCUCCCAGUAGGAGACUAUGCAGGCUCGAAAAGCCUCCUCCUGCUGGGUACAGAAGACAAGAAAGUUAUAGUAUUAUGGGACAUCAGUUGAAUGAGCAGGAUCAAUCUAGCUAUUUUCCUGUUAGCCUUGACAACCAAAAAACACAGGAAGCUGAACAUUCACAGACAGAAACCACCAGAAUGGACAGGACUACUGAGAUCAAACAAACAGAAGAAAUUACAAAUUAUGAAGAAGAAAUAAGAACUGAGGAGCACGGGAGCUUAGAGAAAACAGAGGAGUCAGUGGAAGAACUUCUGAAACUAAAUGAGGUAAGCAAAGAAGACACAAAUGAAACAGCACGUAGUUGGACAGAGGGAAAAAUUAGUGAAUGUGGCAACAGGAUAAUUAUCAAAGAUCAACUAGAAAAGAAGCUUGAGUAUUUUUCUGACCAUGUAUACAUGGCUAAUAUUUCCAUGAUGGUUGAGACAACUGAAGAAGAGGAAAGAAACAAAGUGACAAAUGUGGGAGAAGAAGAAAUGAAGCCUGAUCGGCAUGAAAACUCAGAGAUAUUGAAAUUAGAGGAUGAUCUGCAGCAACACACUAAACACAAAACGGACACAAUGCUAGAAUCUCAUGUUGAAUGUAUCAGUGAAUGGACAGACGGUAACUUGAGUGGCAACAAAUUACCCCAAGUUAGUCACCAACACAGAGCAGAGACAUUUAUGGCUGAAAGUCCAGAUAACAUUUUGGCCUUCACUUUUCCUCUAACAAGUGAUGCAGUUGUGCCAUAUCAACAUGAUUUAAGCCAUUCACAAAAUGCUAACGACAACCCCACAGGCUUAAACCGUAGUGACAGAUUUUCUCCAGUGCCAUCUGCUUUCACUCUCUACGACCGAGCGCUGGGUGGCUUUGAUACUUUCGAAAAGAUCCAGCUCUCACUAGAUGACGAUGACGAUGAUACUGCUGGCCCAGGCAACAUCCCUUUGCUCACCAGCUUGCCAGGGCAGCUGUUGAAAACACCCCAGCAACAACUUUCCCACUCCAUGCUAGGGGCUGAGAGUGACAGGCAUGAGGAGACACCGGAAGAGGAGAAGGAGGGUGAGGAGGAGAUGGAAAGAUUUAAGUGUCACACUGACAACAUGGAUAAUGGGGAUUUAGACAGGGAGACAAGUUGCAGUGAACUCCCAAACUUCAUCUCAGCAGCAGAUGUUAUUGCUCUCGGAUGGCCAGAGCCACAGACUGACUGUGAAUCAGCCUGUGAUUUCUGUGAGAACAUCCUGAAUGACAUGAAUACGCAGUCAAAAUCCACCACUGUUUCCACUAAGAGUGACAGCGCAGUCUCCAGUGUGAAUGACUACCCUGAGUUUGAAAUGCAAAAACAAUUCAACAUGGUCUUAAAAGAGCUGAACUUGUAUUUUGAUAUCAGUACAAGUGACUGUGCAAGCGACAAAGCAUCAUCACCUGAGCAGAGUAGUGAUAUAACUGAACCCUUGGAGGCAGACUCUUCAAACUGCAAAGAACAUCUCAGCAGCCCACACCUGGGAUGCCACAGAGACACAACAACAGAUGAUGCUGAUGAAGAGUGCAGGCUGGAAAUGUGUGAAGGUGUUCCAAUGGAUUGUUGUACUGCAGCUGGUAGCUGUGAUGGCGAGCAGGAGGUGCCCCUUGGCAGCCACAUGUGCCCAGAAACAUCUGUGAAGGCAGCAGAGAAACACAGAGAGCCCCAGGAGAUGGAGCAGAGAAGGAAACUGUGGUCUCCAUCCUUCAUGUGUCUGCCAUUUGUAGAACAACAGACACACGUACUGCCAGAGCAGCCCAAGAGACUGGAGCCACUGAGAACAUGCACACGCCCGAUCCGGGUUGGACUUUCAAAGAGAGCCAAGACCAAGCACCUACACUGUCCGCACCCCUACAAAUGAGCAUGGGAAAAGGAAUUGAGUUGAUACUGUAUGUGCAAGAAUGUUAACGCACCUCUUAAUGGCUUAGUCGUUUUCAACAGCUUAGAUAUUGUUUACUGAUUUACAGUAAAUGUUCAUGGUUUUCAUGUGCCUCCAUUCAGUUUUCAUGAGUUGCACUUGUUCCUGUACAGUUCUGCUACAGCUUUAUCUUAGGGAAGUUUGACUCCAGGCAAUAUCCUGUUUCACAUUUACAUACACCCACUCAGGUUCACAUUUAAUCCCACUGUGUGCUGCUGUUUUCCCACUGCGAUUAGAAAGUAAGUGCCUUGCCCAAGGACACCUUGUCAGUAUUGGUGUUUAUGAACAGCAACCUGCUUCCUCCAUAGUUCUCCAGCUGCUUUUAAACAUUUCUCACAUUUACUUAUUUAUUUAUUUAUUGAUAUAUUUAUUAGUUUGCUUUCCUCCCUGACACAUUCUUGUUUAUUUUUGGUUAUAUGGUAUUUAUAUAUUUAUAUCAACUAGUAUUUACAUAUUUCGCACUGUACAUUCACUUUUGAUUCAGCUGUGUUACAGUUGAUUCCUAUGUGUUACUGUAGUUGUAUUGAUACAAAUAAGCCUCAUGUUUCUCCUAUGUGUAGGUGUAUUAGGCCAGGGUCAAUGAGCUGCAUAUUUACUGUUGUUGUGGUGUUCUGAUUUUACCAUUAAAUAAGGUUCAAACAAAACACAAAGGUGGUUGCUAUAAACCUGAUAAUGUC
Messenger RNA from Monopterus albus (swamp eel), 4587 nucleotides. RefSeq lists its product as uncharacterized. Lineage: Eukaryota; Metazoa; Chordata; Actinopteri; Synbranchiformes; Synbranchidae. The transcript has 6 exons. Bases 365 to 3853 code for a protein of 1162 amino acids. The record is from RefSeq and is a predicted model, not a curated record.